CAUCUGAGUCUAGUGCCUAUCUUGAUAUGAUCUACUUGGCAUUGCCUUCAAAUUCUUAUAAUUGGUUCUUCCGUUGAGUUGGUCAAAAAUUAGAAUCAGCUUAACAAAAUAAUUAAACUCAAAAAUAGGGAAUCAAUUCCACAAAAACAGAAACGACAACAAACAAAACAAAAAACGACCAAACUACGAGAACUGACUGCACUUUCAAUUGAAUUGGAAAGAAAUGACAGGGCUGAUAUCUUAAUAUACCCCAAUUUGUAAGCAAAACUGUUAGUAUCUUAAAAAUAUUUCCUUUAUAAAUUUAUUAAUUUUCUGUUGCACAGAGAUUGUAGCCCGUCACAAUUCUCCCUUCCUUCGAGAAACCGCGAGGCUACCCUAAAACGAAAAUUAGGGUUUCAAUUUUCAGUUUUGCAUCUUUAUUUGUUUCUGAUUUUUGAAGAGAGUUAAUGAGAGGAUCAAAUUCGGAUCUAUUCGACCCUAGAACGGAAAUGGAGUCGGUCUAUUCCCGUGGAGCAUCUUCUUCAGAUGGAGACUUCGGGUUCGCUUUUAAUGAUAGUAAUUUCUCCGACCGCCUUCUCCGGAUCGAAAUCAUGGAUGAGUCCCCUGACAAUAGAUGUGAUGGUGAGGGAUGUAAUAGUAUUGCUGAUUGGGCUAGGCACCGUAAGAGGAGGAGAGAAGAUAUCAAGAAAGAUAAUGCUGUCGAAGUCUCUGCCGGUGCCGAGGAGCAAAUUUUAAAUCAACCUGAUAUGGAAGAUUGUGUGGGUUGUGAAAAUCAAGAUGAGGAUGCAGUGGCAAUGAUUGAAGAGCCACCUUCUGGUGAUGAAGCUGUAGAUGGUAAUGAGUCAACCUGGAGCAUGGAUUGUUCUACAGUUGUGAGAGUUAAAACAUUACACAUCAGUUCUCCUAUUUUAGCUGCUAAAAGUCCAUUUUUCUACAAGCUCUUCUCAAAUGGAAUGAGGGAGUCAGAGCAACGGCAUGUGACCCUACGGAUUAAUGCCUCUGAGGAAGCGGCCCUGAUGGAGCUUCUGAAUUUUAUGUACAGCAAUAGCUUAUCCACAAAUACAGCUCCUGGCUUGCUUGAUGUGCUGAUGGCUGCUGACAAAUUUGAGGUUGCUUCAUGCAUGAGGUAUUGCAGCAGACAACUGCGUAACAUGUCUAUGACACCAGAGUCUGCUUUGUUGUAUCUAGAGCUUCCCUCUAGUGUCUUAAUGGCAGAAGCAGUCCAACCGUUGACUGAUGCUGCAAAGCAAUACCUUGCAUCUCGUUAUAGGGAUAUGACCAAGUAUCAAGAAGAGGUGAUGUCCUUGCCUCUGGCUGGAAUUGAGGCAAUCUUGUCUAGUGAUGACCUGCAGGUUGCCUCAGAAGACGCUGUUUAUGACUUUGUUUUGAAGUGGGCCAGGACGCAGUACCCAAAACUGGAGGAGCGCCGUGAAGUCUUGGGUGCACGCCUAGCACGUUUCAUUCGCUUCCCUUACAUGACUUGCCGGAAGCUUAAGAAGGUUCUAACAUGCAGCGACUUUGAUCAUGAUGUUGCAUCCAAGCUUGUGCUUGAGGCUCUCUUUUUUAAGGCUGAGGCCCCACACCGUCAACGGUCCCUGGCUGCAGAAGAGUCUGCAUCCUUAAAUCGUCGUUUUGUGGAGCGUGCAUACAAGUAUCGUCCUGUUAAGGUGGUAGAAUUUGAACUUCCUAGGCAGCAGUGUGUGGUGUAUCUGGAUUUAAAGCGGGAAGAAUGUGCAAAUCUGUUCCCAUCGGGACGUGUCUAUUCUCAGGCAUUUCACCUGGGCGGACAAGGAUUUUUCUUGUCAGCGCAUUGCAACAUGGACCAGCAAAGUUCAUUCCAUUGUUUUGGAUUGUUUUUAGGGAUGCAAGAGAAAGGAAAUGUGAGCUUUGCUGUGGAUUAUGAAUUUGCUGCCAGGGCAAAGCCAACGGAGGAAUUUGUUAGCAAGUACAAAGGGAACUACACAUUCACUGGGGGCAAGGCAGUUGGCUACAGAAACUUAUUUGCUAUACCGUGGACAUCUUUCAUGGCUGACGAUAGUCUUUACUUCAUAAAUGGCGUCCUACAUCUUAGAGCUGAGCUCACUAUCAGGCACUGAGUCGAAGCUUUCUGCUCUUUAAGUUCUAACCCUUUUUGCUUUCAGUUUCAACUUUUAACUUAUGAAAUGUAAUAAGUAGACACUGGGCACCGAGCUAGUUCUGGUUUGAAGGAUAUGAACAAGUUAGAAGUUAUCCGUUUGUUCCUGGGCAAUAUGUAGGGAAAUGUAAAUGCGCGGUUGGAUCCUGGGGAGGGGUUUUCUUGGUUUGACCAGUUAAUGCAACUUUUUUAAGGGCCA
Messenger RNA from Ricinus communis (castor bean), 2333 nucleotides. Its product is annotated as BTB/POZ domain-containing protein POB1. NCBI's taxonomy places the organism in Eukaryota, Viridiplantae, Streptophyta, Magnoliopsida, Malpighiales, Euphorbiaceae. Bases 447 to 2096 code for a protein of 549 amino acids. Gene Ontology annotation, molecular function: protein binding. The record is from RefSeq and is a predicted model, not a curated record. Gene Ontology annotation, cellular component: nucleus. The transcript is spliced from 6 exons. Gene Ontology annotation, biological process: response to red light.